ACAUGUUCCCACACAGGGCCCUUCCUCGCAUGUCUCCAAACCAGCCUGUCAAAUCACGGCAGCAUGUGAAACCCCCUGCAAAACCUUUUCUCUGGAUACUUCAAUCACCGGCUUUUAAAUGUGCAUCUCUUCUGGAUAAUAUUUUGUACUUGUCUUUGAUUGUUUUUCUCUUUCCAGUACAUUGGCUCACAGGGCUUUAUUUGGACUGAAAUGGUGCAAUGCUCCCUAGGACAGUGCCGCGUUUAUUUUGGAUGUGUUGGAUACUGCUUUUCUGUCCGUUAAUAUGGGGCGUUGAGUGUGCCAGUGCACAAAGUUGUCAUGAAGUUAAAACUGCUUUCCAACUGCGCCAAGUCGGUCCAUUAAAAUGGGUUCCAGAGACAGCAGCAACAGAUGCAGAUCUUUUUAUCUGCAAGCACCAGGGUCCCACCUGCUGCACCCGGAAGAUGGAAGCGAGCUACUAUGCAGCCGCCCAGAGAGACACACUCCAAAACAUUCUCUCCUAUAGCUUCGAACUCAAAUUUCUCAUCCUAGGCCAUGUCUCUUCCUUCCAGGAUUCCUUCCAUUCCCUACUCUCCUUUACAUUAAAUCACACCUACUCCCUAUUCGACAGUGCCUACAAGCCAAUCUCUCAAGACGCAAGACCAAUAGUGUCUACCCUCUUCUUUGAGCUUGGUGCCUACCUCCGUGGCAACGCCAACAUCUCCGUGGAACGCUCUGUUAAUAGUUUCUUUGACAAACUUUUCCCGUUGGUCUAUCAACACCUGGUCAAUCCUGGCCUGGGUUCCCCCGUAUCUAUCUGGUCUUUCGAUGGAAGUGAGUGCUUGCGUGCUACGCGGCACGAUGUCAACCCCUUCGGUUCUCAUCCACAAGACCUUUUCCAGGAGCUGUCUAGGGCACUAGCUGCUGGACGUGCCCUAAGUCGGGCUCUGGCGGUGGGUGGCGAGUUGCUGAAUGCCACAGAGUUGGUAGGGUUGGCGCGCCAAUGUGGACACGCACUGGUGCGGAUGCAGUUUUGCCCACAUUGCCGUGGGUUGACGCUGAUCCGACCAUGUAGAGGACUGUGUCUCAAUGUGAUGCGGGGCUGUCUGGCGGAUCUUGCAGAGUUGGAUGGACCUUGGCGACGCUAUGUAGCAUUGCUAGAGGGGCUGAGUGGGGCACUGGCAGGAGGUUACGAGUUGGAGCUGGCCCUUCUACGCAUCCGGGAGAGGAUCAAUGAUGCCAUCCUUACAGCACAACUGCACGGACCACAUCUCAGUGCUGUGGUUGGUAAAGUUUGUGGAUCCUUGACUGAGCCAGUUUCCUCCACUCCAGUCAUUUCCACCUCGAGGAGUCCGGCUCAUUCAGUGAACUCCACCAUUGAACUCCAAACCUCUGUCUCAUCCUCAAGUCCUACAACACUACCUAAUACAGGCAACCAACACAAGCUCAUUACACUCAAAAGAAGGUCUCUGCCUCUAAAGCCAUCCAAACAUGACAAACCCAGAAACCUGAAAAAGAUUUCAAAGGAGUUUACGGGUUACAUCCAGCGGUACAAAUCGUUCUUCUCCACCCUGCCGGAGAUGCUGUGCGAGGGGGAAGUGGUGAUGGAUGAACACACUUGCUGGAGUGGAGAGGAUGUGGUGGAGAGUUAUACAGGUCACGUGGUGGGAAACGGACUGCAAGCCCAGAGACAUAACCCAGAGAUAAAAAUCAAAAGUCCUGAUCCAGUCCUGGUCACUGUGAAGGAAAGAUUAGAGCACUUUAACCAGGAGCUGUGGGGUGAGGCGGGUUUGGCAACAGAUGGCCACGAAGAAGCUGAGACGGGCAGCGGUGAUGCAGCAGAAGGCAGUGGCGAGUGUGACGAUGAAGACGGCUGUCAAGGAUCGGGACACAGCAAAGGUGAGACAGUGAACCUUCAGAAGAAAAUCAGAAUACAAAUUCCACCAUGGGGAACCAAUACCCCAAUCAAACCCAGACCCAAACCAGGGGUGAACGUCAAAGGAGCCGCCCACACCCCGACCAUCUCACCCAUCCUAGUUCUUCUUCUCUUAACCUUGAUACUCCUCCUCCUGUUGUCCGACACUAUCUGAAGCUCACAGUCCAGUGCAAAGAUCAGAACAAACAGGAAAAGAAAAGACUCAAGAUUCAAGCAUGCAUUUGCACUAGUUCCAUUAGAAGCCUGCACACUUGUCUCAUGUUGUGCAUCGCACACAGCUGAUCUCCUCAAAUGCUCAGUAUGUUCUUAAGUCGGCCCCAAAGGAUGUGACCAUUCACGUUGCCUGUUCAAAAAUCACUGGUUAUUCACACUGGCUUGUUUGCUCAGUUAAAGGGUUUUAUGUAGAUUCUAAAGGCCUUGCACACCAAAGGCGACGCAAAUACGAGAGGCGAAUCGCCGACAAAUGGCCCUUGCGCGUAGAAGCAACGCGAAUGACCGCUGUUAUCACAUUCACCCCUUUACAAAAGGUGGCGCUAAUCGACAAGCAAUUUUACCCUGGUAUGGUAGGUGGCUCAGCACAACUUUGAGGUAGUCUGCCUUCCACAUAUGAUGGAUGAGAAGUACUUGACAAGUAGAUAGAAAACAGAAAACACAUUUCUCUACAUGCUGUAGCAGUGAUGAAGAGUUUGUUCUGGAUUUGCUCAACGAAAAAGAAAACAUUCUAGACACUUCACAAACUAUUUCAGUUCACCUGCUGGUCCAGUUGACUUCACAAGUAUUAUCAUGUGUGCACAGUCUGAGGGGUGAUCAGAAAGAAUUGAGAGGGGUAAAAAAAUAAUGGUUUAAACAUGUUAUCAUUUGGAACAAUGCUGAUUACGUGCCAAUGCCAGGCAUUCUCUAUAUAUUGUGUUAAGUAUGUUUCUUUAAAAUCACAGCGUAAUGCACACACAUAAAAUGACUGUUGUAACAGAUGUUGUCGAUUGGAACAAUGCUGAUUGUAUCUUAUUGCAUGUGGUACAUUUGCUCAUAACAUGUUACUAAUUAAACGUGAAAGCAUUUAAACGCUCAGAGUCUAUAUGAUGCAAGAAAUACAACACAGAUCUCACCCAACAAAACCAUCUUCAGUCUGACCCAUUAUUAGAUACUAAAACUUGCCAACGACAGCCGUUAAGGACUAUUAACAAUUGCACAGAAAUAAGGAUUUUGUCGAGACACCACCAUGUUUUUGGUAUACAAAGGCAUUUUGAUACAAAGACAUACAGUGCACUGCAAGUCACAGCAUUAAUGUAAUUAAUAUUUGGCAAAGAAAAAAAUAUGAUCUGUAAAGAUGUUCAUUAAAAAAAGUGAUACAAUGAAACUAUGCCACGAUAAAUGUUAUAGUAAAGAAAAAAGAGAACUCAAGUAAUAUUAAAUGCAAAGGCAAAAAAUUCAGCUAUAUGGAAUAAAUUAUGAAGACAAUCCACAUAAGAUCAGAGAGGUUUUUUAAGGGGCUGCAAGGCAGUGAUACAGCAAUAUAAUUUACAUGUUAAGAGAACCCAUAUGAUAUUUUCUUUUUUUUUUUUUUUCAGUUUUUAAGGCAUUUUAUGCAAAUGAACUACACGUCCUCAGCCCAUUGUACAAAGGUGCCUCUGUCUGUUCCUGGCAGGCAGCAGAUACCCUAAUCCCGGCCCCAUCCUAAUCCUAACCAUAUGGAGGCUGUAAGUCUGAGUUCCUGCCAGGGACAACCUGAGGCACCUUUCUCCCAUGGCGCACAUCCUCACUGCUGGUUCAGGAUUUCAUCCUCAAGUUCCUUCAGCGUUUAAUUUUGGUGGUCAAAACAGUUUUCUGUACUUUAGCGCUACCUGUUUCGCUGGUUUUGGUAACUGCAGCAGCUCCAGACACUUGAUCUAAAGCUAAUAUUUUAUUGGUCGGGGCAUUUUAUUGCCUGGCGAAGAAAAAAAAUGAUCACACUCACAGUAAAAAAAGCUUCGGUUUGUCGAUGCGUGAUUUGGCGCGAUUGUUUGCUCCAGGUGAGAAUGGCUCAUUAGGAAUGCAUUGUUUCGAUUCAAAAUGUUAAUCGGGCCAAGAAAUCACGACAAAGAUUCGCUUUUGGUGUGCAAAGGCCUUUAAUUACAAACAUGUAAUUCACAAUGAUUUAUUGGAGUGGGCGGACACUGUUGAGGUUUUUGCUGCUAUCUUUUUCCAUGGUAACAGUGACUUCUCUGAUUGGUGGAUUUCUCUUCAGGAUUAUGGGUAGUGUAGUAUUUCACAGAGGAUUCAUUAAAAAGGAAAUCUCACUGAGAAGUCACACUGACUUAUGGUUUUUACAAUGGCUCACAGCUUAUGGUAGCUCUGUCUUUAUAUUAGGGAUGUGCACGGAUAGUCGACAUUCGGUUAACGUUUGACACGCCACCAUUCAAAUACCAAAAUCACUAUUUGGUUAUUCUACACGUGAAUAACCAGAUGUCUUCAACCGGACAUGAACUCGAAGUCUUCCAACAAACUACAGGGUUUUCCAUCCCGGUUUGGGUCCGUUUUUCCAGUAUAGGGUGAGUUAGGAGCUGUUCAAACAUGCUUUUGUCUGUGUCUGCACUGUUUUUCUAUAUACUGUUAACAUGCGCUGGACGGACCUCUUUGACUGUUGUGUUGAAUCAAAGUAAAAAAUCCAAGGCUUAGACACCAAGUAAAGUUAAAAAGAACUUUAUUUUUUAUAAAUGCAUCUCGAAACACCUGCGUUGUGUUUCAUUCAUUGUGCUACAUUCUGAAGAAGUUCAGGUUGCAAAAAGGGACUUUGUGUGACUGUUACGCCUCAAAGGAAAUGUGAACCUGCGUGUGUUUGAUUAUUUUUGUUUGACUUCAAUAUGAGAUUUCAUAAUUUGAAAAUAUAUCUAUUUUAGGCUCAUAGCUCACUGUGCUCUUUAUUUGCUGCUAUUUUGAGUAGUGUUCAUGAAAUUCUAUUGCAAUAAAGACUCUUUAUUCUUACAUCCUGAUGAAAAAACAAUUAACUGUUCAUGAAACCUCACGGUUAACCGAAUGUUAAAGACGCCGAAUGUGCACAUGCCUAGUUAAUUACAUUAUUGCAAAAAAAAAAUUAUCUAUGGAGAAAAUUAAUCAAUUUUUUACUUUCAAAACCCUACUUUAGUGCUCUAUUAAGCUUGUCUGGUUCAGUACGUUUUGCAAUAACAUGUUACAUCCUGAAAGAAUUGACACUGCCCUUUAAAGGUAUUGGGAAGUCUGCCCAUGUUUUUUGAUUUGUGUACUAUUGUGUGUGUGAAUUAUAUUCAAGAAAGAGCGAGAAGAAAAUGUAGUCUUUCUUUUAUCAAUCUACCUGUUUGUGCAAUUCUAGGACUUUUUUUAAAGUCAAAUUGUACAUUAACAUACAGUAUUUAUACUGAAAUGUAUGUAUACAAAGUGUGUAUAUGGGAUAGUGGGGUUGUGCAUAUAACCAUUUAAAAGUAUGCAAAUAGCUUUUUAUUAACUCAAAGUAUAUUCAAACUUUAUUUUUUAGCUAUAUGUACAGUACAAAGUUUCAAAACCACUGGCUUCUAACACUUCUCCAAGAUGUUACGACUGUUUGCCAUAACAUCACAGUCUUAAGAUUUGGCUUUUCCAUGUAGCUCUGACAGUACCAUAUGUCAUUUGUUAAUGUAAGUGCUCGCACACAAAUCGAUCAAUAAAAUGAUAUCAGAUUUU
Messenger RNA from Myxocyprinus asiaticus (Chinese sucker), 5587 nucleotides. RefSeq names its product glypican-5-like. Lineage: Eukaryota; Metazoa; Chordata; Actinopteri; Cypriniformes; Catostomidae. The transcript has 9 exons. The coding region runs from base 219 to 2069 and encodes 616 amino acids. The record is from RefSeq and is a predicted model, not a curated record. Gene Ontology annotation, cellular component: plasma membrane; extracellular region; cell surface. Gene Ontology annotation, biological process: regulation of protein localization to membrane; positive regulation of canonical Wnt signaling pathway; cell migration.